This is a messenger RNA of Hordeum vulgare subsp. vulgare (domesticated barley), 1248 nucleotides long. Its product is annotated as cyclin-F2-2-like. Gene Ontology annotation, biological process: regulation of cyclin-dependent protein serine/threonine kinase activity; mitotic cell cycle phase transition. Gene Ontology annotation, molecular function: cyclin-dependent protein serine/threonine kinase regulator activity. The coding region runs from base 1 to 1140 and encodes 379 amino acids. Lineage: Eukaryota; Viridiplantae; Streptophyta; Magnoliopsida; Poales; Poaceae. Gene Ontology annotation, cellular component: cytoplasm; cyclin-dependent protein kinase holoenzyme complex; nucleus. The transcript has a single exon. The record is from RefSeq and is a predicted model, not a curated record.
AUGAUGCAGUACGCCAUGGAUCCUUACGCGGACGCCUUUGCUCGACCUGCGCCUCCUGGCUUCUUCGGCGUCGGAACCUGCGCUUGGGCCGCUGCAGGCCCUGCUCGUCGACCUCCGCCUCCUGGCUUCUUCGGCGUCGGAGCCUGCGCUCGGGCCGCCGCCGGCCCUGCUCGUCGACCUCCGCGUCCCGGCUUCUUCGGCGUCGGAUCUUGCGCCCGCCCGGCUCGCGACGUACCAGCUCGUCGACCUCCGCCUCCCGGUUUCUUCGGUGCCUGCCGUCCCAGGGUGCUCCCGCCAGCGCCGUGCGAGCUGCCCAUGCCACCAAAGUUCUCAAAGCCCGCGGCGCCGGCACCAGCACCGGUCUCCUGCGUCGCCGCCGCCUCCACAAAGCGUCAGCGGCUGUGCCCUGACUACGAAGACGACAUCCACUGCAACCUCCGGCUGAGAGAGAAGAACGCCGAGGAGCGGCCGCUACCGGACUACCUGAAGAAGGUGCAGCAAGAUCGGGUGAGCGAGUCAGAGCGCGCCUCCCUUGUCGGAUGGAUGGACAAGUUCGUCCGAGACCAUCAUCUUGCCGACGGCACGCUCCACCACGCCGUGGCCUACGUGGACCGGGUCCUGUCGGUGCGUUCCCUGACGGCUGACAGCGGCUACGAGCUGCGCCUUCUGGGUGCAGCGGCCAUCUUUGUCGCCGCCAAAUACGAGGACCAGAGAGCCGUGUGGAAGCUGAAGGCCGACAAGAUCGCCAGCUACGGCGAGUUCGCCACGGGCAAGGAGGUGCUCGACAUGGAGCGCGAGAUGGUGGAGGCGCUCGGGUACCAGCUCGGCGGCCCCACGGCGCACACCUUCCUGGGCCACUUCAUGAGGUACGCCGAGGAGGAGGACAAGACCAAGAUACUGCCAUUGGCGACUCGCCUCGUUGAUCAGUCUCUGCUCGACUACACGUGCGUCCGCAUCUUGCCCUCCGUCGUGGCGGCGUCGGCGAUCUUCCUCGCGAGAUGGGCCCUGAAUCCAGUCGUCGACCUGGCGUGGAACAUGGAGCUGGAGAAGCUGACGGGGUACAACUGCUCCGACUUGACAGCCUGCGUCCUUGUUAUGCGCGUCUUCUCGCGGUCGAUCAUCUGUAACCCUUGUUCUUGAUCAUUGAGGAGACCCACCAAGACACAGCAGUUUUGUACUUAUGAUCUUGUGAAACUUCCUUGUAAUGUUCAAUUCAUGUAUACGAGUAUCGUCUGAGUUUUGUUACAA